CCGGAUGAAUCAGUUUGUCCGUAGGGUAGUGGACCUUUGCAGUAGACGAGGGUUUUUUCUUAUUCAACAGUCGGCUGGUCAGAUACUGAUUCCAACUUAUGGACACUUGGGAACAGCCAUGAGGCGGAGCAUACCUGCAGAAUGGUGGCAGUCAUUGGUUGGCGUAAAUCAAAAUAUGUUUGGAUUGGAAUGUGCAAUGUCAUCAAACGGUUUAACAGAAUCAGCUAUGCCACUUUCAUCUCUGAGGUUUGACCUAAUGACUGACGUUUUCAAACUUUUAUCUUGUAUGCCUCAAUUACUCGAAAGCCACCAGUUGCCUUUUGGAAUUGCUCAAAUAGGUAAAAUCUUCAGAACAGAUGAGUCUUUUGGACCAUUCAGGUUUUCUGAAAUGGAUGCAAUGACUCUUGUCUAUUUUUGUGGACCUGAAGAUGCUAGUCGUACUCUAAGCCAUUUAGAAAGAACCAGACUGCAGUGGUGGAAACAAUACAGCUAUGAUAAGAGAUUAUUCUCUGUUGGUGAUAGAAGCUGUGAUACAAUAUAUCCAAGGCCUGUGAAUCAUCGAGCAGUUGUGUAUCACUUUCCAUGGGGAGAAGAUGAAGUUGAGCAAAUUGUUCAUAUUGAUCAUCAGAGCUUAGAGCAUUAUCAGCCUAAUAUCAAGACGGCUUUACGAAGUGAUACCAUUCCACACUGUAUAGUUCUGACAUCUACUGUUGACAAGGUAUUUCUUACUAUGUUACUUGAUGGUUACAAGGAAACUCAACGGUUUACGAGAGAGGGGGCCUUGAUUCGACAGAAGGUAUGUUACUUUCAUCCAAGACUUGCACCAUAUAAAGCUGCUGUUUUGCCAGCUGUUGGUGAUGUAGCUGAAUUUUGUAAGCUAGCUGAGAAAUUAACUGAUGAACUGAGACAAGCUGGUUUAGCAGUGACAUAUGACAACAAUGGUGAUUUGGAAGACAGAUUUGUUCGACAAGAUGAAAUUGGUACUCCAUUCUGCAUUGUGAUUGAUGAGAGUACAGUAAAGAAAGGUAUCUGUCAACUAAGAAGUCGGGACACAACUCAAGCUGAGCUAUUGGAAUUUAACGAUGUCAGAGUCACUCUUCAAUAUUAUUUGAAGGCUAACUAGCGACUUGCAAUGUUUAGCUAAUACUAAGACAUUUGAGAAAAUUCAACUGUUGUUUUAAUAUAUAAUGUGCUUGGACAAAGGUUUUCAUUCUAAUAUGGUAUUUGUUUUAUUUGUUUCCUUGUUCACAAAGACGUAACUGUAAUAAGAUUUCUGUUUUUAUUGUUGUGAAUUUGAACGUGAGAGACUAUCAGUAU
This is a messenger RNA of Corticium candelabrum, 1317 nucleotides long. RefSeq names its product DNA polymerase subunit gamma-2, mitochondrial-like. Gene Ontology annotation, biological process: mitochondrial DNA replication. The coding region runs from base 5 to 1123 and encodes 372 amino acids. NCBI's taxonomy places the organism in Eukaryota, Metazoa, Porifera, Homoscleromorpha, Homosclerophorida, Plakinidae. The record is from RefSeq and is a predicted model, not a curated record. Gene Ontology annotation, cellular component: cytoplasm; mitochondrion. The transcript is spliced from 13 exons.